GACCGAGUCAGAAAUUGAUGUACAUCUGCCAAUAAUUUAAAGUAGUUUAAAGUUCGAGCUUACGGGAUUCGAUUUAAUUAUUCGCGGGUUUAAACUUUGAACCCGCGGCUCGGUUUAAUAAUGCAUGCGACAAUGACACGGCCGUGGAAUUUUACAUUAAUCAACAAAAAAAAGUAAGAUCGCGGCGUUUAUAAAUAUAAUCGCAGGUUUCAAAGUUCCGUCGGCGCGAUGUCGAAACACUUGGACGUUCGGCACGAUCGAUUGAGCCUCUCGGAUAUGACUCUCGCCGCGAACAAUCAUCAGCUGUGGUUUACGCGAUAAAUAAAUUAUUUUUCAACCGUGAAAGAUGUUCGUCUUCUACGAGACUCGCCGUCUCUCGCGAACAGAAAAAUCCGCGGGUGCUGUUAACUCGUGAGUUUCGAAAGUUAACGAAACUCGAUCAACCUGCACAGAUGCUUACGGCCGCAUCUCUUGUACACAAGUUCGUUCUCGUAGUCGUGAAGGAACAACUAAAUCCUCGAAGAUGUUGGAAGGACUCGUCGCCUGGGUGCUCAAUAAUUACCUGGGGAAAUACGUGGAGAAUCUGAAUACCGAUCAACUGAGCAUAGCCCUGUUGUCUGGCGAGGUAGAAUUGGAGAACCUUCCACUAAAGAAGGAAGCCCUGCAUCAUAUAGGCUUACCGAUUGAAAUAAAAGCAGGAUUCAUUGGGAAAGUCAGAGUCCAGGUGCCUGUUCGUCAAAUAAGAACAGCUUCCUGGGUAAUAGCAAUAGAACAACUUUACUUGGUUGCCGGACCGAUUAAUAUAAACGAGUUUGAUUACGAGGCAGAAGAGCAUGCGAUUUUAGAGUACAAGCUGAGUAGAUUAGAUUCAUUGGAAGCGCGAUGGAGAGCAGACACGGAAAGAGAUCCUGGUUACUAUGCUGCCAGUUAUAGUUCGUGGGUGAAUUAUGGGACUUCUCUCAUCACGAAUAUCAUAGAGAAUUUGCAGCUGAAUAUUAAGGAUGUUCACAUAAGAUACGAGGACGGUACAACGUUGCCGGAUGGCGCAGGUAUCGCGUUAGGUGUAACCAUAGGAGGUUUAACAGCACAAAGCUGCGAUGCGAGCUGGAUACCCAAGUCCACCUCGUGGAACCUCACGGAUGCCUCUUUCAAGCUCAUGGAACUCGACAGACUUUCCAUUUACUGGAAUCACUUGAAGGAAGACGAGUUCUUUGGUUCCCUCAAUCUCGGUGAUUUAGCUGUCGCCAUGAGCGAACCAAAAAGCAUUGUAAAGAAUUAUAUUUUAUCUCCUGUUAACGCAAGGGCACAUAUCAAAAGGGACAGAUCCGAGCGACCGUUGAGAUCGACGAAUAAACCAAGAAUAGUCGUCGAUCUGCAGCUAGACGAUGUUCCCUUAUGCCUCACAGAUGUGCAAUACGAUCAAAUAGUUAGGUGUAUAAGAGGACUGAAAGAUAUAGAUCGGUGCAAGCAGCAAAGACGAUGUCGUCCAAACGGCAGUGUCUCAGCAGCACCGAAAGAGUGGUGGAAGUAUGCUGCUCGGUGUCACAUCGGUAAACACGCUUUGAAGCCUAAACCGACUUGGGAAGAUAUCCUUCGUAGAGGAAAAGAAAAUAUCCAAUACGUGGACAUUUACACUAAAUUACUAGGAACACCGACGAUGAUCUUGUCUCCGGACACGAAGCAACUGAGAGAGAAGGUGGAACAGGAACGGAGCUUCGACGAACUUAGGGUAUUAAGGGAAACGGCGAUGCACAGGGUCAGACCACCGAAGAUUCUCCAGAAUUCCAACGUAAAUGUGCCUCAACCCCGCGGGAUGCUGGAACAGUGGUUUCCUCAGUGGUGGGGCUGGUACUCGAAGACGUCGAGCACGAACACUCCGAGCACAUCUUCGACGUUCGACGGCGAGCUUCUGGACGUUCUAGCGGACACGAUGGACGACGAUACGUUGUUGCGUCGCGAUACAGUGUUCGGGCAGUUCAAUUUCGCGUUGUCGAAGGGAGCUUUCGCCCUGUGUACGUUAAGGAACGGUGGUGAAAUGAAAUCGUUGAUCGAAUUACAGUUCGAGCGUGUUCAUCUGAGCUACGAUUCGCGACCGCGAUACGGUUCUCAUAAGUUUUUCAUCAGUUUGGGUGCUUUGUACCUUCACGACUACCUCACAGAGAAUUCCACGUUCCCGAUUCUGGUUCAACCUCAAGUGAUCCCUACGAUGAACUCGAGAGUGCGCAGCUCCUCUGAAAAGCUGACCAGUCAAUUACCUCAACAUCUAUUCGAGAUGACUUACGAGAAGAGGCCUCUGCAUUCGAACGCCGACCACCUGUUGCAAGUGAACACGAGAUCGUUGGACAUAGUCUACAAUCCUACUGUGAUCUACUGGCUCAUCGACUUCAUGUGCAAACCACAUAGAUCGUUUUCGAAUCAGAGGAUACAAGCGAUGAAGCGAAGAACUCGAAGGCAGUUGAUGAAGAACUGGGAACAGAUCUUGGACGUAGAUUUAGUAUACCGUUCCUCGUGGGACUUGCAGUUUAACAUAUCCGCGCCGCAGAUUUUGUUAGUAGAAAAUUUCACCGAUCCAAAUGCCGCAGUGGUAGUCGUGGACUUCGGAACACUGCACUUAACAAACAGCGCGCAGACCAACAAAGUGAUCAUAAAACCGGGCUCUCCGGAACCGAACAGCGACGACGAGGACGAGAGAUUCGAGACGCCUUGCUCCACGCCACCCGGGAGUCAAGAAAAUGGCUCGGUUCAAGACUUCCAGACCAUCUCCGAGACAGCGUUGUAUCAGAAACUGUACGAUCAGUAUUCCAUCAAUCUCGAGGAUCUGCAGAUCCUCGUAGGGAAGGUGAAGGACAACUGGAAACACGUGCGGAUGUCCCGAGGAAUGUCUAAUCUCCACGUUCUCGAGCGUUUCAACAUAAUCUUGCAGAUCGAACGACGCGUGUUCGCUUCGUCCGAUCCUAAUCUGCCAUCAGUCACCGUAUCCGGGAAUCUACCGAAACUUGUGGUGCACGUGAACGAGCAGAAGGUGGAGGCGAUCAAAUUAAUGUACAGCCUGUUGUCCAGCUUCUCGAAGUCGACCGGCGCUCCUCAGACCGAUGUGAUCAACGUGGAACCAGAAAGUCCGAAGAGAGAAGAACACUUGGAUAAAUCGUUGAGCCUAGUUGUGAUGGUUCAAUUUAUCAUCGAUAAGAUGACAUUCGAACUACAAUCCAGAGGACGGAGCGUGGCAGAAUUGCAAGUAUCUGGUGUCCGUGCGGCUUUCAGCAAGAGAACCGCGGAAAUGAGCGUCUCUCUCUCCGUCCACGGUCUGCUUCUAGUCGAUGCUCUUCAGGAGUUCGGACAAGAUUUUGAGUUAUUGGUAGCCAGUCACAAACACGUAGGGAUGGACAGUAUUUCCGGAAGUUUGAGGGACUCUGAACCAACGUCUCCCGUUUCCCCGAGCUCUCCCUGCUCUCCCGAUCCGAACGUACCCAGAAGAUUGACUUCGCCCGUCGCGUUGACGAAUGCUUUGUCCAAAAUAGCGAGCAAAUCAAAGACUCUCCAAUCUCCUAGGAAUAAUUCACUGAUCGACCUUGAGAAGACGGACUCCGAAGCCUUGAUCGUGGUCGACUUAACAUUGGUUUAUGAUACGUUGGAAACUUCGAGAGUAGCUAAUAUUCAGUUCAACAAUUUGGAUAUCAUUGCAAAUCAGGAGACGAUAGUGGAACUGAUGGGAUUCUUCAAGAGGAUAUUUCCUUCCCACAAGAUGAGGUCGGCGCACAUCGAGAGACAGGAGUCUAUGUCGAAUCAAACCGUGGAACCGAAGAAAUCCACUAGGACGGAUAUAACUUUCGAGUUUCAUAGACUGAACGUGUUACUUCUGAGAGCAGUGAUGCAGGAUAACCAUUUGGUGGGACAGAAGAUCGCCACAGCUACGAUGUGCGACGCGCGUAUACAAGCCACGCUGGCAAUAGACGCUUCGAUUUUCGGUUCCCUCGGAGGGCUGCAAGUUCUGGACCAAACGUCGACCGGCAAAACGCAUCAGAGGAUCGUUAGCGUCGGGAGAGAUCCCAUAGCAGAUCCACCGCAGCAUCCACCCGAACAUUUCACCAAUUUACCUGACCAACCCGAAGCCUUGAGAUUCUCAGCGAACAGAUGCACCAACUUUAGUCCCCAGCAUCAGGACGGAUUAGAAACGUUAAUAGAUUUGAACAUCCGCAUUGGAAGCGUCUGGUACACCCACGCUCCGCACUUGUUGUCGGAGUUACGUUCCUGUGCCGACGAGUUCAAGCAGUACUUGAGCAACCUUGCACGCCAGAUCAGUGCAGCAGCUACAGACAUGGCCAUAGGUUUAGUAAACGCAGAAGAUUGGUCCAUACAACCGCGGAGACGUCUGCCAAGUUUGUCUGUGGACAUGGAAAAUUCAGGAUCGUUGUCUCUGAAACUGGAUUUAUUACUGAACAGUCCGGUAUUGGUGAUUCCGCGUUCGUCUCACAGUAGACAAGUGUUCGUCGCGCACCUCGGAACUAUGUCCUUGCAACACGAGCCACAUCCGGGCUCCAUGGCGAAGCACAAAUUGACUUUAGAAGUGAAGGACAUGAAUCUAUAUUCUCUGGAGAUAUCUGCGAACGUUGGACAAGUUCACAGUAAUCUUCCUUUGAGAGCUGAGGAGAUUUAUUGCUGCAAGCAAUCGGGCAAGCCUAUUCUUCACGACACAGUAUUGAAGGUCGUCGUCGAGAAGGAGAACGCGUUGGCGCAGAGUCCCAGCUUCUUCAUCGACAACGAAUUCUCGAACAAUCCUAUAGUUCAAGUUCACGGGGUCGUGAUGACUCCGUUGAAAGUGUCUUUAUCUCGUGGACAGUACGAGCAAUUAUUGGACACGAUAAAUAGACUGUUUUCCAUGCCAGUCUCCGUGCCGGUAGUUCAGAAGUCUCAAGCGAUGAACAAAGUACAGAAUUACUCUGACAAACUUGACCUGUCGAUCAAAGUCCUGUUCGAAUUGCCGACUCUGAGCGUGGAACUGAAGCAAGGACUCAUGGAACAGCCGCUCGUCGAAUUAUCCAUGAGGGAUUUCGUCGCCAAGUAUGAGAAACUUCAGAAAAACGAAUCUACCAUCCAAGUUUCUCUACGGUCUCUCCUCAUGGAGGAUCUUCUCUGUCCCAUCGGUUCUAGGCAUCGUUGCAUGAUGCAGUCGUCGGCACCGACUCGCGCCAAGCUUCUAGCCGGCGUCUCCAAGUCUUGUCCGGAUUUCGCGUUCGCCCAGCAGAUCAGAAGCGAGUACGGACGAGGCAGUUUGCCCGAUAGAUUGGAAACGGAUACUCUUUACGGCACGAUUCCAGCUCACUGGCGCAGGAAACCAGUUUCUUUGGUGAACACUCCGAAUACUCCACCCCCGUCGCCGGGUGCGUCCACCAGUGAAGAGAAUUUGGUGCUUAUGAGCAUCACUAUAAUCGAACCGGACCACGAUCGACCAGUUUACGAUCAGUGUCAUCAAAAAAUUGUUACCGUCGAUUUCAAUUGUUUGGAUUUAGUGAUCAGCGUGGAAUCGUGGAUGGUGGUGUUCGAUUUCUUCGGAUUCGCUGGUCCGUCAGGGACUCACGCGAAGAUAACGACGCACCAGACCUCCACGGAACAAUUGGAUCAACUCGACAAAGCUGACGUGCCUCAGCGAUCGGAAACAGAGAUCGACGUUCGAUCUCUGACUUUGGUUUUAAUACAAACUGAGAGGGAAAUCGCGAAAGCGAACGUGUCUAACGCCAAUAUGCAUAUAUUGAAAUCUAAUGGUAAAACGAAGGUGUCAGGAUCUUUGGGAUCGAUGUCUUUACUGGAUUUAACGCCCCAUGGAAGAUUUUACAGGGAGAGGUUCCUCUCAUCCGGUAGGAAGGCCUUGAACUUUCAAUAUUCUAGCUACGUGGACUCUGAGAAACGGCCUUACGACGCCAGGUUAAAGCUAGAGAUGUCUGCAGUUCAUUACGUUCACACUCAGAGGUUCGUCGCGGAGCUUCAAGCCUUCUUCGGACACUUUUCUCAACUGUGGACCAUUAUGGCCAAUUUAAGGGCCGGCGUUGGAGCUGUGAUCGAUAACAACAGAAGAAGUAUCCGAUUAUCCUUGGAAUUAAAAGCCGGCGCACCGGUAAUCCUCUUGCCAGUCAGUUCUAGAUCCGAUGAAUUGAUAUUAUUAGAUCUUGGAGAACUCACUGCCCACAAUCGAUUUGAGAGCUCGGACGUGAUAGACAGAUGCCUGCUCGAUAUAAUGUUUCUCGAAUUAGUGAACAUGGACGUUUACGCAGCGAAGAGAGUGAAGUGCGACGAUCAGGAUAACGAUAUAGACACUUUAAUGGUCGGUGGGUUUCAUAUAAAAAGGCUUGGUUCCUCUCUUCUUACAGAAAUGUGCCAUUUAAAACUGCGAAUCGAAAGGAAUCUGGAUACGUACAUCAGCAGGGAGAUCCCAGAUCUCAGCAUCCACGGGACACUGUCUACGAUGGAUUGUGCCUUGGAUCCACCUCAGUACAUGUUAAUUCGAGGCCUGCUGUCUUACAACAUCGGCGAGAACUUGGAGGAUUUACGUCAAUUUAUGCAGGACUUGAAUCAAACCGUGGAAUCAGAGUAUUCCAUCGUCAGCGUUGAUAACAAAGAAAAGAUUUGGAAGCGAUCGUGUAUUACUCUGGAACUGGUAAACGUCACCGUGAAAUUGCAUCCGAAUCACAAUAUCGCUGCCCUCGCUUGCAUCAAUUUCAUAAAAUCGAGAUUGAUGUUGGACUCGCUGAGCGACGGAUCUCAAGAUAUCGAUCUCGUCUCUCAAGAAAUAUUGAUCACCGACAUGAGGUUUCAAGACGAGCCAGUUGACAAACAGUCGAACGUUUUUACGAGCAUCCUGCAACCCCUGAGGAAUUCCAAUAACGAAAACCGAGUCCAAGCCGAAGUACACCACAGGAGACGGAAAGCGAACGCGACUACGACUAUUUUAGUUCACAGUAUGCGAUUGACUGCAAUUUUGGACUGGUGGGAAGCCGUAAGAGACUUCCUCAUGCUGAAUUCCGUAGAACCUGAGCCUAUACUUGGAAUCAUGCAGACUACUACUGAGAAUAAUCAAGAUAACAGCCCUUCGACCGCAAGUCCUUUCGAACUGAAGAUCAACAUCACUGAUUCGGAAUUAGUUAUCGUCGAGGACACGUCAGUACGCGACACGAAUGCUGUUAUCUUAAGGAGUACAGCCGUCGUUUCAUAUCGUUCAGCCCCUCAAGACGGUGAGAAACCACUCUCUUGCAAUCUCUCCCACUGCGAAUUAUUCUCUUGCAUCCUGGGCCUAGAAGACGAGACCGCGCUGUCUAUAAUAGAUCCCGUCGGUGCUAGUUUGGAUUUAACGCAGGACAAAUGCCUCGAGAUACACAUGCAACCAUUAUGCGUGCGACUGAGUUAUCACGAUGUGACCAUGUUCUCGAGGAUGCUCAGUUCUUUACCAAAACAAACUCUGGUAGCUAAACAACGUUCAGGGGAAGGAUUAACUCUAAUGGAGAAACAAGUGCAGAAACUAAUGACUCUCGGAUUCACUGAUUCUGAUUGCAGAGCUGCUCUAGAUCUCUGCAACGGACAAUUGGACGAUGCAGCUCUGUGGCUGACACAGAACGCCGUGCCUAACUCGGAUACAGCUGUGAACAACGAAUCCGCGUUUCACACUGUCGAAUUGCAAACUUCUUGCGCCAGGAUUUGUAUCAUAGACGAUUGCAGGGACGCCGAUGUACCGUUAUUAGAACUGUCCUUUUUGGAUUUGGAUUUGAGACAAGAAUGGUUGAGACCCGGCAUAGUAUCGGCUACGUUCAGCAUCGACUAUUACAACAGGGUGCUUAGUGGUUGGGAACCGUUCAUAGAACCGUGGCACGCUACAGUUAAAUGGGAGCAGACGUUCACCAACUCUCUGAACGCUAAAAGAUUGCAGAUGUCGAUCGAUUCUCAGAAUUCGGUCGACGUUAACGUGACUUCGACUCUGAUAGAGUUGAUAGAACUGGUGAAAAAUAAUUGGAUGCAGGAUUUCUAUUCAACCUCGAACAAAGAUCUCAGCGUGAGCAAAACUAAUGGACAGUCUUAUCGACGUCGAAUGCCGUUUAUUCCCUUCGCGUUGAGGAACGAGACCGGAUGCAAGCUGUGGUUCAAAACUAUAAUCGCGACUGCCGAUGACACGAAGGACGGUGGCCAGAAUUUCAAGACGAAGAACGUGUUUGAGAAGGACGACACGUGGCUCGAGGUACCUCCGGGUGACACGGUUCCCUUCACCUUCGAGGGAAGAGGAAAAUUGAGGCAUCACGCGACGCACACUGUUAGGAGACACCAGAUCACGGUUUUAGUAGACGGUUGGAAGUCCGUGGAUCCCGUGACUGUCGACCGCGUUGGGAUCUACUUCCGUCACGCCAGCGCGAACAUCACCGGAGUACAAGUAGACACGACGCUGUUUCAGAUGUUAACGCCAAAAGCUAGAAUAGUAUUCGCGGUAGAGUUAGAAGGAUCCGCUAGAAAGUUAGUGACUGUCAGGUCGGCUUUACAGAUAUGCAACCGACUGAUGCACACCGUCGAAGUGAAGAUAGAGAAAUCUUUGAACCAAUUUGGAUACUUGCCGCUGACCAUACCUGCUGUCAGCGACAGAGUUCUUCAAGUACCUGCACAGACUACCAUAUCGGUACCCUUAACGCACACCGGUGUACAGAUGUGUCUGAAGCCCAUCAAUGUGAACAAUCUGUUCCAGUACUGUACCGAGACGAUAGAUUGGACCGUAGUGAAGAAACCGUUAGAAGUUACAGAGAAUCGGAUCACUUGCAGAGCUAAUCACAAUAAUAUAUUUCGAAUGUGCGUGGCAGUGAUGAGGGACAAUUAUCCAUUGGACAUGAGCCAGAUGCUGCCGGCGCACACAAUAACGAUAAUGGCACCUCUCACGUUAACAAAUUUAUUGCCCCACGAAUUGCUGUAUGAAAUUGGUACGGAGACUGGGAGAAUUCCACGCGGUGGGAACGCGAGUUUGCAUACUGUCAACGUCGAAGAGCAGCUAGAGAUCACUAUACAAUUGGAUGGAUAUCCCGGAGCCGGGACAAUGAUAUUACCGCCAAACGUUAAUUCUUUCACUGCUCGCCUAAGGCUGGCGGAUUCCUCUGCACGGAUUUUAUAUCUCCACGCAGCUGUGAACGUGGAGAAAGGAUCCGCUAUACAGAUAAAUAUCACUGCGCCGUACUGGAUCAUAAAUAAGACCGGAUUACCGUUGGUGUUCAGACAGGAGGGAGUCGGAGUCGAGGCAGCUGGACAGUUCGAAGAGAAUGAGAAAGCUAGAAUGGUCGCACCGCUACUGUUUUCGUUCAGCGACGAAGAAGCCAGCAGGACUUUGUCUGUCAGAGUCGGCACUUCGGUUCAUCCGCAGGGAAUCCCGCAGUGGUCCCAGCAUUUUCAUUUGCAGCCAGGUAUACAAGUUCAUCGUCUCAGGAUAUCUCUCCGCGAUGGCAGACCGGAUAUAGUGUACUUGAUCAGCGUGGCUACCAGAACAGCCAGAGGAAAGUACAGAGCCACGACGGUUGUCACUCUCUCGCCAAGAUACCAGUUGCACAAUAAGUCUACUUCCACGUUGGAAUUAGCGCAGAAGUGUUUCACGACGACAAUUAGUCAUCCAGAUGCUCAAGCAACGUAUAUCAAAAUCAUGUCGGACUGCCAUAUGCCGUUUCACUGGCCGCGGCUCGACAAGGACUUACUUUUAUGCGUUCGCAUCAUGGACGUGAAAAAUUGCGUGUGGUCAGGCGGUAUCAGAUUGGACGACAACUAUUCCUUGACUAUUAACAUUCGAGACUCAACGGGGAAGAUGUAUUUCUUGCGGGUGGACGUUGUCCUCCAGGAGAGCACUUAUUUCGUCGUGUUCACCGACGCGGACACUAUGCCUCCACCGAUCAGGGUUGACAAUUUCUCGGAGGUGCCGCUCACGGUGAAUCAGGUAACUGUCCAUGACAAUUUGCAAUGGACGGUCAGGCCGCACUCCUCCGUGCCGUACGCUUUGGACGAACCUAUACAGUCUGCUGCUCUGGUUCUGACAGCACCCGGUGGCGUGACAGCUACGUACGACUUGAACGCGCUCGGAGAAGGCAGAGUCCUCACUUAUGAGAAUUUCAUUUAUAUCGCCUUCGCAGGUACUUUUAAAAAUGACUCCGAUUUGGGGACAGGGGAGGGUAGCCUGGACCCUCUGGACGUUGAAACUCAGCGAUUAGUUCUGGAAGCUGGGCCUGGAAACUGGGUAGCCCUUCGGAGAAAACAGUACGGAGCUAGAUCUCAAUUAUGGAGAAUGACUGGCGACGGUCAAUUACAACACGAAGGAUCUAGUCCACCGAGAGACAAACAUUCAAAGACGCCGGAGACGGUGUUAGUGUUGGACAUAGCGGGCACGGCGCCUCAACCGUUUACGUAUUGCGCUUUGGCUUUAAGAAAACCGGAUCCUCGAAGGAGAUCCACACAAACCUGGCGGUUCACAGACGACGGGAGACUUUGCUGCGCGCAUAAAAACAUGUGCGUGCAGUCGAAAGAUGGAUUCAUGGGAUUGAACGAAGGCGGCAGUGUCGCCCGUUGGCAAAUGUGGAGCGAAGCGGUGUUGGGUCCUCAGAUACAUACAAACCCUCCUCCGAUCGAGCAGCGCGUUGGAAGGCAAAAACUAAGACCCGGUUCCGGUUUCCUUUCCGUUACCGUCACCACCGAUGGGCCAACGAGAGUCCUUCAGGUGUUGGACAUCAAAGAGAAGAAAAAGACGUUCGCCUUAUUGGAGGAACGCGACUGGUCGCACAUCGCAGUCAACCAUCGGCCGACUCAGAUAAACACCGAUGCGGAGAAGAUAAAUUCCAGUGAAUUAGAAUUAAAGGUGAACCUAGCAGCUGGCUUAGGACUGUCGAUCGUUUCGCGUAGACCCGUUGAAGAGUUGUUGUUCGCUCGUUUCUCCGGUAUAUCGUUGGAACUGGUGCAAACCCCUGCCAAGACCACCGUAGAUUUAAGCGUGGAAGAUAUACAGAUAGAUAAUCAAUUGUUCGAGGCGCAGUGCACGUCUGUGCUUUACGUGACGAGACCGGCCAGAAUCGAGAGCGAGCAGCGGCUGGCUAUACACGUGGUCGCAGAGAAAUUGAAGUCGAAGAAUCAGAACGCAGAGAUAUACAGGCACGUGGUGGUGAGCAUCAAGCCGCUCUGCAUACAUUUGGAAGAGAAGCUGAUAUUGAAACUGGCCGCGUUCGUCGGUGCUGGAAGAUCCGAGCUAGAGGUGCCCGUGGACGAGAACGAUUUCAAGGCUCAAAGGUUCAUUUCUGAAGUGUCCGCCGCUCAUGCUAAACGAUACUAUUUCGGAGCGUUGAAGAUCGUCCCUAGUCAGAUGAAACUGAGCGUUCUCACUACUACGAAAUUGCCCCGGCCUCUUCAAGCUAUUAAGAGACAAUUAGGAUUAACGUUGAUCAAGUUUGAGGACGCAACUAUCGAACUCGAACCAUUUAUCAAGAAACAUCCGUUCGAGAGUACUCAGUUCCUAGUACAUUCCAUUAUAAAACACUUCAAAGAUGAAUUGAAGUGGCAAGCCGCGGUGAUAUUAGGAUCCGUAGAUUUCCUUGGCAACCCUCUGGGCUUCGUGAACGACGUCACGGAAGGAGUCUCCGGUUUAAUUUACGAAGGGAGCGUGAAGACUCUGGUGAAGAACGUCACCCACGGUAUUUCAAACUCUGCCGCGAAAGUAACCGAGUCUCUGUCCGAUGGACUGGGGAGAGUAAUAAUGGACGAGAGACAUGAAGAAACCAGGCAGAGGAUUCGAGCAAACACUACAGGAAGCGGUGAUCAUUUAGUAGCCGGAUUGAAGGGUUUCGGGUUUGGCUUACUCGGAGGAAUGACCAGCAUCUUCAAACAGACGUACGACGGAGCUACCAAUGAAGGAUUCCCAGGUUUUUUUGCUGGGUUUGGGAAAGGAGUCGUUGGAACCAUCACAAAACCGGUUGUAGGAAUGUUGGACCUCGCUACAGAGACUGCCACUGCCGUGAGAGAAACCAGUCGAAGUGCCCAUCGUGCCAUACCGAAACGCGAUCGAGCUCCUCGCGUGGCCAGCGGAUCAGCCGGUCUCUUGCCACCUUACAAUCGUCAGCAAGCAGAGGGGCAAGAGUUCCUCUAUAUAAUAAACGAUCACAAUUUUUCGGAAUUGUUCGUGGCGUACGAGUGUCUUCGUAGCGGGACGGAGAAUUUGAGAGUUCUCGUGUCGAAUGAGAGAGUCCGCGUGAUUUCCGGUGGUACUAAAAGCGUAGUAACGGAAGUCAGUUUAGCAGACUUGGUGUUAUGCCAGCCGACACAAAAGGUGGAGAACAACGGUACCACUUUGUAUUACAUCGAGUUGAUAUCCAGAUCGGAUUCGACGAUAGCUGUGAACGUGGACGGGCCUGAGCUUCUAAGGAGGCCCAAAGUUCGCUGCGACAACGAGGAAGUGGCCAUACGAGUGUCGCAGCAAAUCAAUUACGCUAAAGGGAUGCACGAUGAGCGCAGCCUCACGCUCUCAUCGUCGGACAACAUGCUGGACGACGUGCAGUACUACAAGUAGUCGCAGACGUUGUCUAAUUCACGUUUCAAUUCGCAGUUUCGAAUCGCGGUACGAGCGAUUCGAAAGCUUUAGCAGGCAACUAUCUCGUAUAUGUUAGUUUAUCCGGUUUUUUUUCUCGCUUUGUUUUUCUUUUUUCCUUCGACAGUGCACGCGUACACCGAUGCCUUACUACGCUUAAAUUUAAGUUGAUGAUAAGACUGAUGACGAGGAUCGUUUAGGCAGCGUCCGCGAAAAUGCAACAAUUUCAGACAAUACUCUUCGGAGGGAAAUGAAUUUGAUUGCCGCACAGUAAAUACAAAACGUUUUUAUACCAAUGUACGGGUAAAGCAGGAAGAGAGUUCUUUUUUUUAACAUAGGAUGUGUGCACGUUAUAAAUAUGUAAGAUAUGUAUCGGGUAAAUCUACUUAAAGCUAAGCUACAUAAAGGAAAAGAGAAAAUGAUUACAAAAACCAAAGUUUUGACGAUAGGGUAGGAUAUUUAUUUUCUAUAUUAACGAGUUUGAUAUCUUGCAAACUAUUUUUCCGUUCGUGAAAUAUAUAAAUUAUAUGUAACAUACGUAUUUUUUACACUGUUGUAUAAUACGAUCACUAACCAAAGUAUUAAAAAAGAAAACUGUACAUUCUCCUUUUACGGUUAAGUGGUGUAAAAAGGAAUAGGGAUUAGAGCUUAUGUACAGGCAGUGUAAGGAUCGAGAGAAUCGUUCGAAUAAAACUUUUCUAAAACUGAUGCUUUGUAUGCACGUGUACAUAUUGCAUCACGUAGCUUUACGAUCACAUUAAGAAGUGUUAGCGAUACAAAUGAUAGAUUGUAUACAACGAUUCGUCGAAAUUUGUUAUAUCUCGAGAUUUUCACGCUGUCAACGUAAUUUAAUAAAGAACUCUUAUUUUUGUUCGAUAA
Molecule: messenger RNA, 13444 nt
Organism: Ceratina calcarata
Lineage: Eukaryota; Metazoa; Arthropoda; Insecta; Hymenoptera; Apidae
Gene: Vps13D
Product: vacuolar protein sorting 13D
Exons: 18
Coding region: 524-12547 (4007 amino acids)
Biological process (GO): protein retention in Golgi apparatus; mitochondrion organization; protein targeting to vacuole
Molecular function (GO): protein binding
Source: RefSeq, a predicted model, not a curated record